GGAUGAUUACCUUAAAUAGCAGCUGGGGGGAUGCAGUGUACGUGACCACCGUGGCAAUGCUGAAUUGCGAGGUCCGCGUGAGUCCCAGUGAUGGGCUCUCGUUGGCCAUUUCUCCAGACAGCAGCACAUUAUACGUCGCUUUGCCGACAGAGAUUCUUGAGCUGGGCAUUAACACAUCGGCUCUGCCUCCUUGUGGCGCACAUUCCGAGCAGCAGAUCGAGUCCACGAGGGCUCGGCCUUCCUCGUCACCCAACGCCGCACCCUCCACGAUCGCUCAGCCUUCAUCCUCGUCGGCCAAUGCCGCGCCUUCCGAUCCGCAGCCUGAUUCCACCAUAGCCCGGCGUUCUUCGUCGGCCAACGUGCGUGUGAUGGCAAGCGCCGGGGUGAUCUUGCUACUUGUAGUCUCAUGCGUGUUGUUUUCAAUUGCUGUUAUCCGACGGCGGAGAGGGCGAUUCACGGGCAGGCGGGAGGGGGCUCCGCCGGAAGCGUCUAUCACUGCUCCGUCGGAGGAUGUCAAGGGGUCGGGGGGAAAGCGGCGGCCAGAUGAGACCUCCCUGUGCAAUGAGGGGAGGUCAGGGGUCGGCGAGGCGACGACGCCGGAACAAUCACCUUUGAUCUUGCGACCGACUUCCAGCUUGAAGAGGUACUCCCUGGAGAAGAUCAGCAGAGCGUGCAAAGAUUUCAGCCCCGAGCGUCUGGUGGGAAAGGGAGGUGCUGCGGAGGUGUACAAGGGAGUGCUCGGCGGCGGCCAGGUGGUGGCCGUCAAGAUGAUGAAGGGAGCGGAGUUCUUGAAAGCGACGAGGUUCCGUCAGUUCCAAGCCGAGCUGGACGUGCUCGGAUCACUUCGCCAUAGCCGGAUCUGUGGCAUUGUCGGAUACUGUGCGGAGGAGGGCCAGUCGUUUCUCGUCUACCCGCUCGUGGAGGGAGGUACGCUCCACGAGCGCCUGCGAUCGGCUGGGUGCGCCAGUGGGGAGCAAGCUGGCGUGUCCUCUGACGACAUUCCGAUGGCAGUAUGUGCGCCUGGCAGAAGCCACCGUUGGACUGGAAGACCCGGCUGUCCAUCGCUCGACAAAUCGCAAGCGCCUGGAGUACCUGCACCAGCACGUGGACCCCCCCAUCGUGCACCGGGAUGUCAAGAGCAAGAACGUGUUGCUGGAGGAUCACGGGGGGGGCGAUCAGACUUCAAUCAGGGCUUACCUCUCCGACUUCGGGCUGGCAAAGGUCGGCCAGAGCGUUUUCGGCAAGCGGCGGGCGGGCGAGACAGUGGAGACGUACCACGUGGCCGGAACCUUUGGGUACAUGGCCCCGGAGUACUACAGCUCGUGCAGGCUGACGACUAAGAAUGACGUGUAUGCUUUCGGGGUCGUGCUGCUGGAGCUGAUCACGGGCCGGCAGGCGUUCAUGACGUCACCUUGUCACCACCAG
Chara braunii is the source of this 1425-nucleotide messenger RNA. NCBI's taxonomy places the organism in Eukaryota, Viridiplantae, Streptophyta, Charophyceae, Charales, Characeae. The record is from the annotation of a GenBank genome assembly.